Arabidopsis arenosa is the source of this 913-nucleotide messenger RNA. The record is from the annotation of a GenBank genome assembly. Lineage: Eukaryota; Viridiplantae; Streptophyta; Magnoliopsida; Brassicales; Brassicaceae.
AAUUCCUCCUUUAUUCAUCUAAUAAAAAUCUUUUGCGGGGAAAAUUUAAAUCCUAUAACAAUGUACUCUUCAUCAUCUGUAUCUAAAUGCUCCGUUUCGGUCCAUAUCUUGGCUAUGGUGGCCAUACAACUACUCUUUAUACGCAGUGGUUUGUCCUUGAAUCAGACUAAUGCAUACCUGCACCAUAAAUGCAUCAAUAGUCAAGGGACAUACAAGUCGAGAAGUCCUUACGAGGAAAGUCUCAACCGUGUUGUCCGUUCCAUCUCUACGGGCAAUCUUCGUAGUGGUUUCGCCCACGUCUCCAAUGGUGACGCUCCCAAUACCGUCUAUGUAAAGCUCCAAUGCCGGGGUGACUCUUACUGGUCCAAGUGCCGUUCUUGCCUCGCCACCGCCUUUUCUGGGCUUCGAAAUAGAUGUCCCAAAAAGAAAGGGGGAAUAAUCUGGUAUGACAACUGUCUUCUCGAGAUUUCUUCCAUCGAUACCCUAGGCAACAUUGACUACAAGAACGAUUUUUAUAUGUACAACGCGAAGGAUGUGAGCGGUGAUAUUGAGUCGUUUAACAAGAAUACGCGGGCUCUCCUCAAUAAGCUGAAGGAGAAAGCCACUAGUAAUGAAACCAAUGCCGGAAGGGAAUACAUUGUGUAUGCGGUGGGAGAGCAAAGGCUCGGGCCUAUGAAGUUGUACGCAAUGGUGCAAUGUACGAAGGACUUAUCGAGUGACGGUUGCAAUGAAUGUUUGAAUUAUAUUUUGUCGAAGCUUCCCAAAUGCUGCAACGGUAAACAAGGGGGAAGAGUUCUGAGUACGAGUUGUAAUUUUAGGUAUGAGCUUUACCCUUUUGUGAAGACUUGAGACUGUUUGAUGAGAGCCCCAUAUUUAUAUUGUUGUUUUGUUUGAAUAAGUGUUUUGAGCAAAU